Dromiciops gliroides (monito del monte) is the source of this 1645-nucleotide messenger RNA. It is a transcript of the gene TRAPPC6B, whose product is annotated as trafficking protein particle complex subunit 6B. The transcript has 6 exons. Gene Ontology annotation, biological process: regulation of GTPase activity; endoplasmic reticulum to Golgi vesicle-mediated transport. Gene Ontology annotation, cellular component: cis-Golgi network; TRAPP complex; trans-Golgi network. NCBI's taxonomy places the organism in Eukaryota, Metazoa, Chordata, Mammalia, Microbiotheria, Microbiotheriidae. The coding region runs from base 279 to 755 and encodes 158 amino acids. The record is from RefSeq and is a predicted model, not a curated record.
GUCCGGCCGGAGGGGUUUGGUGCUGGGUGGUUUUGCCUGUGCUUCGGGUCGCGGCCGCGCCUGCGGCUCGGCUCACUGCCUGGGUGCUGGCGCCUCGGAGAUCGCGGUGAAACCCCAGCCUUCCGGCCGCCUGUGAAACCGGGCUCUGGCGCAGUGGGGCUGGGCGGCGGCCCCGGAGGCGGCGGCCCCGGAGGCGGCUGCAUCCAUCGCGGCGGCGGCCGUGCUCGGGUCUUGACCUCCGCCCUCCCGGGGUCCCCGGAGCCCAGGAGAAACAGGAAAUGGCAGACGAGGCGCUUUUCUUGCUUCUCCACAACGAGAUGGUGACGGGCGUCUACAAGUCCGCGGAUCAGGGGGAGGUGGAAAAUGGAAGAUGCAUUACUAAGCUGGAGAACAUGGGUUUUAGAGUGGGACAAGGAUUGAUAGAAAGGUUUACAAAGGACACUGCAAGAUUCAAGGAUGAAUUAGAUAUCAUGAAGUUCAUUUGCAAAGAUUUUUGGACCACUGUUUUCAAGAAACAAAUUGAUAAUCUAAGGACAAAUCAUCAGGGCAUCUAUGUGCUUCAAGACAACAAAUUUCGACUCCUGACUCAGAUGUCUGCAGGAAAACAGUAUUUAGAUCAUGCUCCUAAGUAUUUAGCAUUUACAUGUGGCUUAAUCAGAGGUGGCUUAUCAAAUUUGGGGAUAAAAAGUAUUGUGACAGCUGAAGUGUCAGCAAUGCCAGCAUGUAAAUUUCAAGUGAUGAUACAGAAGAUGUAGCAUGUACUCAGAUGCUUCUACAAUGUAAAGAGAUUAAAUUAUUCAUGUAUAAAAAUAUUUUAGUAGUAACUUUUGACUUACUGGCAUUGUCAUAAGUUUCUACAGUACAUUGAUUCGUGUAAGCUAUGUGUAAAUUUAAUUUAUUAGAUGGUAUAAUAUGCACUCUCAAAUAAGAUUGCCAUAGCAUAGUAUAUAUAACAUCUGAUGGAACAGGGGAGAGUAUCAGAGAAAAUUUUACUGAGACACUAUACACUAUGCUGGAGCUAUAUAUUAUAGUAUACCAAAUUCAACUUUAUUGCAUUAAAACAAAUUAAAUAAGCACAGCAACCAAGUAACAACAUUUUUUUGUGCUUCUGCUGGUCUGGUUUGUGAUAAUUAUUUGGCAUUAAAAAGGAGGGAGAAACUGAAGCCUUGCUGAAUUAACAGAGAGGAAAAAGUUAUCAUUUAUACCUAAUUUUUUCAUGUCCAGAAAAAAAAUGGAAGUAUAUGUAAAAAUGAGAAAUUUUCAUAUUUGUAUGAAGAAGCUUUGUAUUUUAAAUCUGGUCAUGGCACUACAAAAACGAAGACUGGAAGAGGAUUUCUGGAAUCAACAAGGGUGGAAAGAAGGGAGGUAAAUGUUUAAAAGAAAUCAGAUGAAGGAAAUUAAGAUAAAUGGACUCUAUCUCUAAAAAUACAUGAGACCAAUCAGGAAGACUCUUCACAUGGAAAAGUUACUUGUCCAAGUCAGUUUCACUACAUUCGCGUCAUGUCCAUUCUUCAACCAUACUAGGUAACAGGAAUAUUGAGUUCUGAUAAUAUUAAACAUGUCGCACAUGUUAAUAUUGCUUUUAUAUUAAGUAUCCCCCAUGGGUUUACCAGUGGUAUACAAUAAAUAUUGUUUGAUUUCUUAA